Portunus trituberculatus (swimming crab) is the source of this 2764-nucleotide messenger RNA. Its product is annotated as myosin-3-like. The record is from RefSeq and is a predicted model, not a curated record. NCBI's taxonomy places the organism in Eukaryota, Metazoa, Arthropoda, Malacostraca, Decapoda, Portunidae.
UUCGAGGAAGGAAUGUAAACAAAGUGACUUAAAGCAGAGUUUUCUUGCCUGCUGGGUCUUCUUACCUUGUGGGCUCUCCACUCCCCAACAACCAUUGAUAGAGUUUAUUUCAGAGUUGUUUAUAUAUUCUUUGGAUCUGAGAAAGGAACAUUAUAUAAGGAAGUCUUGAUACUUCCCUGUUAGCCGCUCGACUCUACUAACAGUGAUAACCAUUAACCAAACAUCCCAACGUGUAGCCGAUGUCUGGUCCUGGGAUGAUUUCAAAUUCACCUGGUUAAGGAGCACUGUAGUGAAGGACAUGGAAGGCACAGAGGGGAAUGUCUGUGCCAAGAAGAUUUCUAAAUAUGGGACAGGGAGAGAUAGUAAUGAAGAUGGAAAAAAGCUGGACUCAGAGGCAGCCACCACCACUUUCCAGGACUCGGGGUUAAGCUCUGGCAGGGAUGCAGUACACGUGGGUCCUCCUCAUACACCCAAGAAAGUCAUUGCUAAGUCGCUCAGCAGCCAAGGAAAGACACUCCCACCUUGCAUGACAUCAACACCUAAAAAGAAACUUUUAGAUCUUGAAGGAGAAAGUAAUUAUGAAAUCAUAUCAAGUCAAGUGAUUCUUGAAGAUCCACUUCUGUCUUCCAUAGAUGAGCCAGGAAACUCAACUGACUACCAAGCAGAAAGUCUCACAUCAGAUGAGGAUGAUAAUGCCAGCUCCAGGCUUCACAAGACCAAGGUUAGAGCUGGAAGUGACGCCUCCCAGGGAAAAACUCCUCUGUACAAACUAGUGAAUGAUCUGUCAAACACAAGAAUAUCAACAAGUCAGUCAUUUUCUGAAACCAUACAGCAACAUGUUGUGGAAGCAAAUGCAGCAUCUGUUAAGAAGAAUCUUUUUGACAUUCCAGUCAGUCCAAAACUCAAGAAUAGAGUUCGUGAAAGACUUUACACUUUGGUUAACUCCAUUGAAGGAUAUGAAAAUAGAGUUUAUGUGAGAGAUGAAGAAUCAUCAAGUCAGAUUCACAAUAUGGAAUCAUUCUCUAAAGUAAACAUCAAAAUCCAAUGUACAAAAAAUGGUGCAAACACAUUUUCCAAGCUGCCGGGCUACAGCUCUCUAGAUGUGUCCAAUAAUCAACAACAUUGUCUCCAAGAUCUUAGCAACGCCUCAGCUCUUGGCAGCGGCCUCAUGGAGAGAUACGGGUGUGCUCUGUCAGGCGUUGUUACCUCUCAAAUAAAAUCUCUUCAGCAUCAUCAAGACCAGCUUAAUCAAGAAAAAUUAAACCUGGCAAUGCAGAAAAAGGAGCAAGAAACUAGCACCAGAAUUUCUUUAUAUCAUGAAAAAUUGCAGCUGAUGAUUCAGAUGGUGGAAGAAUUGGAGCUCAGAUCUGUGAAGCAUCAGGCAGCAACAAGGGAACAGGCCAACCACCACAACCAGAGGAUGAAGGAGCAAGAGGAGCAGCAUCAAGAGGAGCUGGCUGCCCUCAGAGCUGAGUGCCACAGAAAGAUUGAAGAGGCAAAGGCACAGACACAGUCAUCAGACAAGGCAUGUGAACAAAUACUGUCAGAGAUGAUCUCUGCCACACAAGUCAAAGCUGCAGCACUUGAGAAGGAACACAAAGCUCAGAUAUCUGAUCUAAAUUCAUCCAUCACCAGACUAAGAGCUGAGAAGAGAGUCCUUGAGGCGUCACUGGAAACUCUCACCUCAGACACUGACAGGACACAUCUGGUGACAGGCUCAUCCUUGCCUCAGGGAAUAAGGGAAGCUGGUCAGGGAGAGCACAGUAAACAGACAGACAACAUGAUGGGGGACAGUGGCCUGUACAAAGACCUGCUCAAGGGAGACCUGUUGAAGACAAAAUCCCAGGAGGAAGUUCUGUUCUGGAAAAAAGAAUCUGAACAACUUCAGAAGAAAUUACAUGAAGCAGAGGUUACACAAGGAACACUCAUCAGUGAUAUGUUCCAGUUCACAUGGCAGAACCUUCACUCCAAAUCCAUGGCUGAUCAUGAGGUGGCAGGGAUGCAGACUGCUAGUGAGAGUGAGGAGCUGAGGGGCACUGUGGCUGUCCUAUGGGAAAAUCUAUCUCAGACUCUGAAGGAAAAUGUUGCUCUCAAACAAAAGCUAAAUGAUUGUCAUGAAAGGGAAACACACUUUAUGAAGAAGUUAUCCCUGAAAGAAGAUGAAGUUACUUCUCUCAGAGCAGAGUUAAAAUUCUCCAAGAUGCAAGUCCUUCAGGGGAAGGAAAAUCUUGAACUUCAGCUUGAGGAAUGUGCAGAACACCAUAAACAAACUAUGGUUAGUUACCAGCAUGAAAUGGAGAGGGAGAAGUCUGCAGCAGUGACAACAGCCUUGGCACACCACCAGGAGAAGACCCGUCACCUCGUGGCAGACCUCGGGACUCACUAUGAGCUGCUCAUCAGAAGGACUCAUGCUCACUCCAAGGCUCAAAUUAAUGAGUACAAGAAGGCUGUGCGAUGUCUAAAGGAAAGAAUUAAGAUGAUGGAGAAAGGGUAGGACAGUUAUCCUUCAUCCAGUGGAUAGCUAAAGUGAGUGAGUCACUGAAGUGAUGAGUAAAAUAAGUUUAGUGAUGUGACAUUCUGAUAUUUGAAUAAAAACAUGUGCUCAACAUUCUAUGUAAAUUAUAAUGAAUUUAAAAUUAUGCUGAGUAACAAAUAUAAUCCUAAUUGAACAUUCCAAUGAAAUAGUUUUUAAUUAUGUGAUAUUACUGUGAUAUUUUUGUUGAGGUUUAUUUUUAUACAUUACAAAUAAAACUACUAAUUAUAA